Molecule: messenger RNA, 6266 nt
Organism: Acanthoscelides obtectus
Lineage: Eukaryota; Metazoa; Arthropoda; Insecta; Coleoptera; Chrysomelidae
Source: the annotation of a GenBank genome assembly
CCAAGAUUCUAAUAUAAAUAGCGGAACUGCAUCCACUGGAUCAUCACCUCCAACAAUACAGUUGGUGACCAGCAGCAAUAUCCUGAGGCACCAUGCAGAUCUUGGUGGUGCUUCUUGUUGCCACAGUUUGUGCCUUGGGGCAUGCUAGGCUCCAGUUCAGCAAGGUGAAGUAUCCACAGGAUUCCUUGGAUGUUCAAGGUUACAGCAUCUCGGCCGACGCCCAAGUAGAAGCUGGGUACAACAUUCCCAACGACCAGGUAGUCUCGUACUUCCUCAGAACCAUUUUCGUUUCCUUGGGAGGAUCAGAGCCUCGCUACUUAGUUGAGCUGAUCAACACCAAGGUUUUGAGGCAAAUUCAGCAUCAUCCAAGAAGUGUGACACCGGUCUUAAGGGAUGUAUACAUAGAACUUAAACGAUGCGUUUACGGUCUCCAGCUUCCGGUGGGAUUCAAACGUGCCUUUCUACACAACAUAUACAAGUACUUCGAACUCUUGCCACAACUUAAACUAGGAGGGCCGAGGUCUGAGGAAGAACUUUACUGUCAGACCAAAAUUAUAGUAACUCUAAUCGAAGCUUGCAAAGGUGUUCCAUUAGAGCCUAAAAGUAUAAGGAUAUUGUUGGAUGCCACUGUCCUCCUAAUUAGACUGGUUAGUGGACCCUUAGAGGAACUACCGCCGCCAGUCCAUGAAAGUCAAACUGAAGUUAACAUCACGAUUGACGUAGAGGUUCAGCAGAAUGUAGAACUCGCACCUCCUCUAGAUAAUGAAUACAAAUUCUUUGAAAUUACACAAGAAUCCUAUGAGUAUGGUCCUGGUCCAGAAGAGUAUGUGGCACCAGAGGAACCGCAAGAAUAUGAACAACCACAAUUUGAGAUCAGUAUGGAAGCUAACAUGACUUUCGAAGAACUGUCAUAUGAAGAACAAUUUCCAGAACCAGUUGUCGAACCGUCGCCUGUACCGGUCCCGGAACGAUUCCAGGAAAAGCAUGAGCUAAGGCUGGAGUUUGAGCAAAAGUACGAAUCUGAAUCUGGCCUGUUGCCCCGACAGGAUUAUCCAGGUGAUCGUCCGGGUUAUACUAAUAUUUCUUUUGAAUUAGAAGAAGACGAAUCCUAUCCACCCGAAAAUACACAUCUGCCUCUAGUAGUGGAAGAGGAAGAAAUAGAGGCAAAUAUCUCCAUUACGUAUGAGAAUAAUCUGGUGCCAUAUAUAGAACAGCCUGUGUAUCAAACAGUCAAUGAAGAUCUUACAGUCAAUAUCACUAUAGAACGGGAAUCAGUGGAGUUAGUUGAACCUAGCACUGAACUGGCUGUUCCAGAAAUGCCAGACGUCGUAGAAAGCUACUAUUCGGAAAUUUCGAUAGACUGGGAUCUCUAUUAUGGAAAUAAUCCUGACGACAACACACCGUCAUAUAUUCCAACGCCUGAACCUGUACUCAACGCUGUAUCUCCCUUGAAGGAGACACUUGAAACGCUUGUUGGUGGGAAUCAGCCCUUGACACUCUUACCAGAGGUUGUUGAGACAGCUAAAAUUGUGAAUAGAAUCAAAAUUGACAUCAAAAUCAGCAUUGAAAGGAUUGUCGGUACGCUCAUUGGCUACCGCCCUGGACUUUGUGAAGUAGUUAGACAGGUGUACAGUCUAACAGCUUCGUUACUACAUACUACAGUACCACAAAAUAAUCCAAGAACAAUCGAUAUUUUGGUUAAAGUAAUCCUAAGUUCCCUGCGUAACGCACAACCGAGCAUUCUUCGAGUGAUCGAAGGUGUUUUGUCAAAAUUGUUCUCAAAAAUACUUAUGCCAUCUACAUCUCCUCUUGAUGAGAUUCUCAAACAGGUUAUACCCCUAAUAAAGCAAUUGGAGUCGAUAUGGGACAAGUUGCCCCACCGACCAAGACUGACCCCUCAGAAAUUGAUUCCUUACAUACAUAGCGUUAUCAAGAUGGUUCAUCAAGUCAAGGUGUCAGAACAACGUCUUCCACGACUCUUGGCCGGACAUCAGAACUCAAUCUUUGAAAAGAUAGUAAGAAAAAUAUAUUCCUCGGUGACAAAUAAUGGAGAUUGUACAAACAGGGAAAUUGUGCAACUGAGACAUGACAUACACAAUUUGAAAUUGGACUUUCCAGAUGCCCAGUUAUCAGUGCUGAAAGAGGUAGUUGAACAAUUACAUGUUCUUGACAGCUCACUUAAAGCCAGUUGCAGCAAUUCUCUGAUCCACAGAUACGUGAAAGACUUUGAGUACUCCUUAUUCAAAUAUUGGGGCAUAGAGAAACAGCCAGAUAUGACGGACCUCUUUGUCCAACCAAUUGUGAAAUCCGCGCUUUUCCAUGAUCUCGACAAAAAUUUGUGGGGCAACAUUGAGGACCUUCUAGCGGCUCUAACUGGUACAUCUAAUGCACCUGUCUCACCUGAGAAACUAGCUAAGAUCAGCAUGUUCAUUAAAAGGUUCUAUAGAAGGACGAUAAUAAAUACUCCUAAUAAUUAUGAGAUUAACAAUAUUGGAUUGAGGCUUGCCAGUUUGAUAACGGGUGCAUUCAGUAUACCGCACGUGGUGGUUAACCAAUUUAGGAGUACAAUCGUGAAAGGAUUGAUCCUGGUUAGGGAUGUGCAUCACGGAAAGAGGGAGGUUCAAAAUGUAGUGCUUUCAGUUAAUAGUAUUAUAGCUGACAUAUCGAAGGUAUUGCAAAAUUCACCAGUUUUGCAAGCACCUACCCACCCACUGGUUUCAAAAAUAAAAAUCACGAUUGUGAAGAGCAUCGUUCGCUAUGCCACAGAAAUACAGGAAUACCGAAAUACAGUAUGCAGGUACGUGGAAGAGCUAAAGAAGCAACAAAGGGUUGCCGAAAUAUCGUUAGAACAAUUGGAAGUGCUUUUGUACCGUCUACCACCCAUAGUAAAGGAAAUGACCAAAUGUUCAGAGAUCCUGCCAUACAACUCACAUACAUACUUGCAACGCCUGCUUAUAACUUUGGCUGGUAGAGACGUGCCGGUUGAUUUGUCCUACAGAUUAAUCAAUAUGGUCAGACAACUCAGAAACCAAAGAUGUGAAAAUGAUGUUCCUUUACCAGAAUCACUAGCCCGCAUAGAAACUUCCCUGUCAGGCAAAGUAUACAAAAAACGCCAACUAAAGAUAGCAAUAAGGAAGAUCUUCACCCAGGUUGCCUUCGCUAACUCUGUGAACUCUCGUUUGAACAAACAUCUGCUCUACACUAUUCAGCACUUAUUAGGAGUUCUCCAGCCACAUGUAAUCACCGAUGACGUGACAGCUGGUAGUUUGGUGUCUGCUGUAAGGGAUUGGGUUUCAGGUUUGAUACAAGCUGUCAACCAACCGAGAAAUAUAGACCAACUGAGGCACAUUGUUGCCAGAAUGUGUUUGAUGUUCACGAAUGUAUUACGACCACACCAAAGGGAACCACUGCCAGAGCUAAACAGUCGGUUCUUUGUACUCAGCAAGGCGAUUGUGAGAUGGUUCCAGGAAUCGUCACCUAGACCACUGGGAGAAUACACCAGAGAAAUCAUUUCAGGUAUCGUUCAGGUUCUGAAGCCUUUGAAUAAUAACGUGGACGAGUCGCAUCUAUCCGCAGUCCUAAAUAUAAUGGUGAUUCAUCUGCAAGGCUAUGCUGUGAACAAGGAUGACACACUGAAUAAUCCUAGCGUAUACUUAACCAAUUGGUUACUGGAACUACUGGGCAAGGAAGUUGUGCCAAAUCAAAAGCAACAGAUCAUUUAUCGUACAAAAAUUGUACUUGCCACGUUGCGAAACCAAUGCUCUUGCGUCACUAGACGUCCUACAGUCAAAAUUCAACCUCUAACUCAAGACUACAUCAAGUUCCUCCAGGUAACAUUAAACAUAAAGAUUGAGUAUGAGAUUCAAAACAUGCUCCAGCAGAUACUACUGAAGCUGGCUUUGACGGUAGAGAGCACAGUGAUGAAACCAAGCGUGCAAUCUUUACCAGCUCCAUACGAGUACCUCAGACCAGGGUAUGUAGACACUUGCAGUAAUCGUGCGCCAUCAGUUUGGGUUCCAGCUGGUGAACACAGCUUAAGCCAAUUGUGGGACCUCAACCUGAUCACAGCUCUGGAUAACGUGAAGAAAGGCAUUUUGCUGUUCCUCGACGACUACAGUGGCCUUGAUCUGACGAGAAAUAUCAAGGAAGUUCUAGAUACCAGCCUCUCAGCUAUUAGCAACGAUGCCAUCAGUCAUUCAGAAAGGUUGUCCUUCUCCAUAAAGCUGGUACUUAGGAUCAACAACGGUGUUGUGGUUCCUGGCAAUAGUGACACGCUCAAGAAAGUUAGAGAAAUCGUUGAUUUGUCCGAUUUGCUGUCAGGUAUAAGGAUUUCUGGAGUUUACCACAGAGAACCACAAAGAGUCUCUCUGAUCAUCAAGAAACUGCUGAUAAAGAUAUCAGGGCUGUAUGGUUGCGCGCCGUCUUCACAAUUCACCCAGACUUUCCAGCAGCUUAUUCUAUACGUGCUAAGGACAAGAACUGCACCUGAGAUCUCAGUCCUGCAUCGCCAUAUUGUACAAGUGUCUCAAGCUGCACAUAUUCACUGGGGACACGUAGUCAUUCCAGCUAAGCGAGUUUCUCUAGACAUUGGUCUGAGAAACCUGUUGGUGAAUGUAGUAAGAAGAAUUGUCGUCCAAGAAAUACAAGUGAACACCUGGGAACCUUGCUUUGAGCAGCUCAAGCCUCUUGUGCGUGCAAUUUCAACAAAAGCUAACCCUAACACACUUGUAGAGCUACUGAAGCAAGUUGUGGCUCCAGUUCAUAGCAGCUUCCAAUGCAGCUCAAUAAGUCAAACAUCGGUAUCUAGAAGUGUCGCAAGCCUGCUACAUGUCCUUGGUGGCUCAUCUUAUCAGGUCGAUGUAAGACAAUAUUUAGCAUUUGAUUAUUUGGUGAACAACGUGAGGGAGAUAGCGUGCAUGAAGAACAGACCACAGAAUAAGCCUGACUACAUAGUGAACGAUUUUGGGAGAUACCUGCAAAGGAUGGGACUGCCACAAGACAUCGCCAGGACACAUUUACACCGACUAUUCUCGGUUAUGAUCGAAAACCUGCACUCAAACACAGAUGUGUUCCUCUCGAACGUAAGACCAGUCAUACCAGCUUUAGUACAGGGUAUAUUCAAAAGUCUGCGCGUUACAGUUCAACAAGUCGAGUCACAACGCUUGACUAAACUGUACGAAAACUUGCUGGUGUCCAUUAAGCACAAGGUGUUCCAAGAGAGACAAGUCCAGACUAUUGUAAAGAUCGUAAGCUCAUUAGUACGACAUCCAAAUAAUGAUCACUUGCAUUACGGAUUGAGCAUCGCUUUCUACCAUCUCACUAGGUCCAUCACCGAAGAUAAUGGUUACACAAAACAUCCUAGGGUGGUACAAUUCUUACAAAACGUGAGAGUAGCGCUGACUAUAUUUGCAGUGAACCGCGUCUCAUUGAAACCAUCUCGAAUCCUUAUCGGUAGCAGAAUGCCGCCAGAACAGUAUCCAACCCUCAACACAGCUCUGUUUAUACUGGCCAGGUCUCUACAGGCCCACCAGCCUCAUCAAUCAGACGGUCCUCUAUUCGAUGCGCUGCUGCAGGUGAUUCGUGAAACCAAGACGACGUCGGUACCUUCGGAAUUGAUCCUACCUUUACAUCAAAUCAAGAAAGAAACUGUGGACUUCCAAGCUCAGCUUAUACGUACUCACGUUUCCUCUACACUACACCACUCAGUGAUGAUGAAGACUGUUGGCGUUAUUGAUGAGUUCAUUAACAAAUUGGAGACCCACUUUGGAAACAUUUUGCCAAAACCAGUAAGAGAAGCACCAUUGACCGACGGCGUUCCAGAAAUGGACAUAUCAGAGCUGGCAUCAACUGACGACCUAUUUGCUGAGUUCAAAGGGCCUGUUGGACUGUCUUCAGCAAGGUCGUCAGCCAAUAUCGAAGCUGUGCUCUUUGUAGACUCUAGUUGCCUUUCUAAUCCAGAAUGUGAGGCACUUCUGAAUUACUGGAGAAACACCAAAAACCAAUAUUCCGGAAUUCGACAAGCGUACGUCGUCUGCGACGAGCAGCCUCAGACAUGUGUCCGAGCUAGAAUAUCUGUCCAAGGUCAGCCCCAACUGGUCACGUACUUAGGAGACGGAAGACAAAGAGCUGAGAAAGAAAGAAGAUACGUGCAGUCCAUUGCUGAACUGAAGAGCUCGUUGUUGGAGAUAUCGGAUGUGUAUUAGUGAUUAAAUAUGCAUUGAUUGCAUUUACGUAGGUUACAAAUAAAAGGGGUCUGCAUUUAUUUG